UUUUAUCUUAGCAAAUACAUUGAAUAUAUGGAUACUCUAUUUCUAAUAUUAGCUCAAAAGUCUGAAAUUGACGUUAAGUGGGUUUUGCAUGUUUAUCAUCAUUUUGUUACACCGAGUAUUUCCUGGUCUGCUUGGCAUUAUCCAGUAUCCAGUUCCUGGCUAGGACCUUUCAGCAAUAGUUUCGUACAUGUUAUCAUGUAUGCCUACUAUGCCACUGCUAUAGUUGAUCAUCGUAUUAGAAAAUGGGCAAGUUGGGUUACAGUCAUUCAGUUGAUUCAGUUCACGGUGGUGUUAAUG
Molecule: messenger RNA, 297 nt
Organism: Trichoplax adhaerens
Lineage: Eukaryota; Metazoa; Placozoa; Uniplacotomia; Trichoplacea; Trichoplacidae
Exons: 1
Biological process (GO): sphingolipid biosynthetic process; fatty acid elongation, polyunsaturated fatty acid; fatty acid elongation, saturated fatty acid
Cellular component (GO): endoplasmic reticulum membrane
Molecular function (GO): fatty acid elongase activity
Source: RefSeq, a predicted model, not a curated record